This is a messenger RNA of Puccinia triticina, 477 nucleotides long. RefSeq lists its product as uncharacterized. Gene Ontology annotation, molecular function: structural constituent of ribosome. The transcript has 2 exons. Gene Ontology annotation, biological process: translation. Bases 1 to 477 code for a protein of 158 amino acids. The record is from RefSeq and is a predicted model, not a curated record. NCBI's taxonomy places the organism in Eukaryota, Fungi, Basidiomycota, Pucciniomycetes, Pucciniales, Pucciniaceae. Gene Ontology annotation, cellular component: mitochondrial large ribosomal subunit.
AUGGCUGCGAGCAUCCUAUCAGCCACUCGGAACCCAGGCGGCAGCACAAGAACCCUCCUACUUGUACUCGCCCGCGCCCAAGAAGUAAGCUGCCAGUCGAUCGACCGACGAAUCACCGCCCUGCUCUCGUCCCCGAUCAACCACUUCUUGCGAUCGAUCAAACAGAACCUCUUCCAAUCCUUCAGCGCACUCUCCUCUCAUGAGCCAUCACCCACAAGAACAUCGACCAUCGAUCCGUACUUUUUUUACGACUUCGGGGGACUCUUGAAAGCCGUGCCGAAGAAAAAGGUCUCUCAUUCCAGGAAGCGGAUGCGCUCGGCACACAAAGGACUCCAACCCAACCUCAGUUUGGGAGUUUGUCCAGCUUGUGGUGAACCUAAGCGACAACACUUCCUAUGUCUCCACUGUUAUGCAGAUAAAGUCCUCGAACGCAGCAAGAGUAUCAAAACACCUUGGGAAAAGGGCAUCACUCCUUGA